Messenger RNA from Diabrotica virgifera virgifera (western corn rootworm), 10200 nucleotides. RefSeq names its product zinc finger protein 391-like. Gene Ontology annotation, biological process: regulation of cytokine production; negative regulation of transcription by RNA polymerase II; regulation of immune system process. Lineage: Eukaryota; Metazoa; Arthropoda; Insecta; Coleoptera; Chrysomelidae. The record is from RefSeq and is a predicted model, not a curated record. The transcript is spliced from 7 exons. Bases 201 to 1412 code for a protein of 403 amino acids. Gene Ontology annotation, molecular function: RNA polymerase II cis-regulatory region sequence-specific DNA binding; DNA-binding transcription factor activity. Gene Ontology annotation, cellular component: nucleus.
AUGACAGUUUUGUUCGGUUUUGCGGGUUUUUGUAUGUUUUAUGUUUUUAUCGGUUUUUAGGUUUAGUUUUUGUUUAUUGACGGAUAACAGAAAACUGAGUGUGAGUGAAACUGAAAUAAUGAAGUGAAUGAAUAUAAUACUUUUAUUUAAAAUUAAGAGUUGAUUUAUUUUUAUUUGGACAAUUUGUAUAUCUUUCCGAUAUGUACAAAAAGACUAGUAUCUCUUGUUUGGCUAGAAAUUGUUGUAAUAACUCUGGAAAAAGCAAUAUCAGCUUUUUUGCUUUUCCCAAAGAUGUUAAUAGGACAAAAAUUUGGUUAACGGCAUGUGGACGAGAGGAUUUUUUGGGUAAAGCAGAAAAUUUAAAUGAAAGUUAUCAUCUUUGUGGUACUCAUUUCGAUAAUGAGAUGUUUCUGAAUGAUAUGAGAAAUCAACUAGAACCUUCCGCCGUUCCCACAAACUUUCCUUUACUGGAGGGCACAUCGUCUGGUCAUUUUGAUCAUACUUAUUCUACAGUAGUUCAAAACGUGUAUCUUCCAAGAUGCUCUAUUAAUCAAGAUGACUCAAUAUACAUAGAAAGUCAACCAUCCACAUUCCUUGAUCUGGGAGACAUGAGGAAUGAAUCAGAAGAUAACUCAGUUAUGAUUGUAAAAGAUGAAAUUAAGGAAGAAAUUGUUGAAGAUGACCCAAGGUAUAUAAAGAGUGAGUUAUCUACAUCUCUUGAUCUGGGAGACCUGAAGAAUGAACCAGAUGACUAUAAUUCAGCUAUGACAGAAAAAGCGGAUGAUAAGGACCAGUUUGUUAAAGAUGGCUCAGGAUAUAUAAAAAGUCAACCAUCUACAUCCCAUGAUCUGGGAAACAUGCGGAAUGAAUCAGAAAGUAACUCAGUUACGGUUGUAAAAGCUGAAAUCAAGGAAGAAUUUGUUGAAGAUGACCCAAGAUAUAUAAAGAAUCAGUUAACUACAUCUCUUGAUCUGGAAGACCUUAAGAAUGAACCAGACGACUAUAACUCAGGUACUCUUGAAGAGGAGAACAUAUCGAAUACUAUGAAGAAAACAUAUUAUAUAUGUGUACCUGUACAGUCGUUUAAUUUAGAACAAUGUAAGGGCCCACUUGUUGAAGAAAAAAAAAUUAAAUGUGUAAUUUGUUUUAAGCAACUUGCCCAAAGUUCAUUAAAAGGACACAUGAAGAUUCACACUGGAGAAAAACCAUACAAGUGCACAAUUUGUUGCAAGCAGUUUAUUCUGAAAAGUAAUUUGAAACGUCAUUUAGUGAGAUCGCAUAGGUCUACAUCAGAAAAUCCUGUCAAGUGCGAAAUUUGUUUUGUCAAGUUUACUAAAGCAGCUUAUUUGAAACGACAUAUGAUAAUUCACACUCGAGGAAAAGUCAGGGAGCAGUUCCCGAUGGAGCAGUAACCUAAAUUCCGCUCCCUAAAUUCGUGACAGCGUAUCACUUUUUGUUAUAUGUGAGGUUAUAUACUUGCCUCUGCACAAUAAUUUUUUUACUUUAUAAUCAUGAAAUCAUGGUCAAAGACCAUGUUUUGUUUACCGUUUGCGAUAUUUUUGGAUUAUUUUAAAAGCAGUAUCAUGGACAUGAAUAUUACUCACUAUGUUUUCCGAUUUCUCAUUUCAUAACAUUCAUAAUAUAUGUUAUUUGUAUAUAUGUAGUCCAAGUAAUGAAGCUUAAAAUAGGACAAAACCUCGCAAUUUUUACAGAAUGGAUCGAUUUGCUUGAAAAUUUGACAAUAAGUAGUGGAUAGUCCAAGGAUCAAAAUCUAUAUGAUGCGGAAAGGCGCUUUGACCAUGGGGGUGGUUGCCACCCCAUCACGGGGGUGGAAAUUUUUUAUUAUAUUUUGACCGCAAAAGUUGACAUUCAUUCUAAGCAAAAAACGUUCUAUACAUUUUUUUCAUAAAAUUAAUAGUUUUCGAUUUAUUCGCUAUCGAAAGUGUUAGUUUUAUAUCGAAAAAAUUAAUGUUUUUAAUCAGUUUUCUGCUAAUAACUGUAGGAUUGUAAAUAGUUUACCUUAUAUUUUAAAUUCCCCUGUAUAUCAUUUUUCUUAAUUAUUAGUACGAGAACGGGAUAAGGGUCUCACAUAUGGACGUUGGCACAGAUGUGCAGAACGAAUUGGGGAUUACGGCGACGGUAGCGGACUACUUUUAACUAUAUAGUUUUAGUUUAUUGGAAAAAGACGGCGGCGGGUCGGUACAUACUUUGAACCAAUUUUAAUUGGCUUCUUUCACAGGAAAAAAAAGAUUAGCCUAAGAGGGUUGGUUUUAGCGUAGAGAACUAGAACGAAUACAGGAGUCGAUUAUAACAUCACAGCGACGACAGACGCGCUCUUAGGGAUAAUACUUAGAAAAGACGAAAUAAGACGGGUAUUAUAUUGAUUAGACGCAAAUUAUCUAUAAAUACAUUUCGUUUUUUGUAAGAAUAAGAACACGUAAGAUUUUGGUCGCAAUUACACACUUUUACAUUUCGUCAAUUUAAUAGUAUCAAUAAUUUAGUCAUCUAUUUUAUUAAUUAAAACUGUUAAACAUCAAACGGAAUUUUAUUACGAUUGUCUUUAAAGAAAACCUACAUAACUCAAAAAGUUUUCGUUUUAUUAAAACAACUUUGCUUAACAAAAAUGUACCUUUUGAAAAAAUAAACAAAACCGUUUUUUUUUUAUUUUCUUUAAGACCAAUAGUAAUCGAGCUAUACUUUAUUAUUAUGUUAGCUCUUUCUCGUCAAAUGCUAAAUAUUGUAGUUUCAAAGUCAAAAGACGGGAAAACUAUGCAUUUUUCGAGGAUAAUUUGUUGAAACUAAUUUAAAGCAUUUAAACAUAUCUAUCCACAGAAAUAAAAAAAAGUCUCUAGCUCAAAAAUUAAGUGACUUGUAAUGAAAAGAAUGUCAGUCCCUAUUUUUUUCAGCGAAUAAGUGAUCGGAAUCAACCCCAUAAUUACCACUCUAAUUAAAAUUAGUCAUUUAGCUUAUUUUGUCUUCUUUAUUUAUGUUAUUAAUAGAUUCUAGUAGUUUUAAAAAGAAUGGAGUUAAAAGCGAAUAACGAAUUUUUGUAGUUUGGUAAAAAAUUCCUUUUGCUUCCGAAUAGAAAGAUUAGCAUCACAGACACGAAAAAAUGUUUCAAUAUCAAAUUGUAGCUUAUUUAAUUCCCAAGAACUUGGUUUGAAAAAUUUUUUCUACGGCAAAAAUUGAGUGACCUAUUGAUAAUUAUAACUUGUAAUAACAUGCAAAAACCACCUUUACCAACACUUUCAAAGUCACCUCUUUUUGCGACUGAAGAUAUUAAAUGGAUUUAAUAUCAAUAGCCUUAUAGAUCUUGUAAAAACCUACAAAAUUCUUUUUUACCAAACUUUCUAAGAUAAAAAAUAAAAUAGUUACAGUUAAAAAAUCAAUAUAUUUUUUGAACAAAAAAAGGAGAAAUCCAAUUGGAAGCAUAAUAAUGUAAGUUAGCGGUGUUUUGAGUCGUUGGCCUUAUUUAUUCUUUUUUUAUUUAUGUAUCAUUAACGACGUUCUACACCUUCGUUACGGGGUAUGCCUCUCAGAGGAAAGGGGGAAACUUAUAUACAAGUGAAAGUUGGUAACAAUGCAUUUAUAGCAGAAUACUCAAAUCAUAUGUUUUAGUAUUGAAUACUUUAUAAAAAUAAAUUAUAAUACAUUGUGGAAAUUACGGAAUAAAUUACGGAAUUAGUUAUAAUAAAUAAAUUAAAAAUUAAUGGUACGGUAAACAAUCCUCAUUUUUUAAUAUGUUAUUCCUUACAAAAAAACCUUUAAUUUAAAGCACAAAUAAUUAAAAAUCGUAGAUUUGGGUCAAAAGUUAUUAAUUUUUUAAGAAUUCCCAUAAGAGCCCAUGUUAAAACUUAACUUUGACCCUUAAUAAUAAUUAAACGGUACGAUAAAACAAUUUUUAAAAAAUCAAGUCUUAGUUUUUUUAAGUAAACUAUAACAUACUAAAAUUUCAUGCAAAUCUUUAAUUCUUUGCCGAAGGUGUAGAACUGGCUUAGAAUGAUUAGUUUUUAAAAAACUGGAGUUAAAAGCGAAUAACGAAUUAUUGUAGUUUGGUAAAAAAUGUCAUUUUCUUCAGAAUAGAAAGAAUAGCAUCAGAGAUAUAAAAUAAUGUUUAAAUAUUAAAUUGUAGGUUAUUUAAUUCCCAAGAACUUGGUUUGAAAAAAUUUUUUCUACGGUAAAAAUUGAGUGAAUCGUAAAUGAGUAAGUAAUCGAAAAACAUUGAAUUUUUCGAUAUAAAACUAACACUUUCGAUAGCGAAUAAAUCGAAAACUAUGUAAAAAUAAAUAGCGAAAAAAAUGUAUUGAACAUUUUUUGCUUAGAAUGAAUAUUUUUAUCAACUUUUGCGGUCAAAAUACAAUAAAAAAUUUUCACCCCCGAGAUGGGGUUGCAACCAACCCCAUGGUAAAAGCGCCUUUCGGCAUCAUAUAGAUUUUGAUCCUUGGACUAUCCACUACUUAUUCUCAAAUUUUCAAGCAAAUCGAUCCAUUCUGUAAAAAUUGCGAGGUGAAAAGCUUCGGUUUCUGGACUAAUGUUACAGUUCAAGUUGAUUAUCCAGUUGGAGUUGACUCCAACUAGUUGGAGUCAACUCGAACGGCUGGUUUCAGUAAAAGUUGAUUAUAAAUAUAAAAUGAAGAUUUAUAUUCAACAUUUACUAGUAAAAGUAGACUCCAACUAGGAAAAGUCUACUCUUCCCAAUGCCAUUUAGUAAAAGUUGAUUCUGAUUCACACAAACAGCCGAUUCUAGAAAUUAAAUGUUACUGAAUAUGUUCAAAUUAGUCUAGGUUGUAUCGUCGCCCCCGUUAGGUAAAUUAUUCCGAUUCGAAUUUUUUGCACAAACUUACUCAAAAAGAGGUCCUUAUAACAAAUCUACUGGGUGCCAGGCAGUACCUUGAUCGAUAAAUUGUUUAAACAAUUUUUUUUAGACAAAUUCACAAAAAUAAUUUUUUCACUUCGAACCAUUUUUUUUAGUUCAUUGAGUUAUUCUGAGCAAAAAAAGGUAUUUUGUGAUUUUUCUCUAAAAUUGAUUGUUGUCGAGUUAUACGCGAUUUAAAAUUUGUGAAAUGCGAAUAUGACUAUUUUCAAGGCUUAAUAACUCGUAAAAUAGUUAUUUAUGUAACAAGUCAGUACAGUGACUCUUUAUCGAACGAGUCUGAUAUUACGAGCAGAGGGAGCUAAGCGAUCGAGGCGAGUAACAGACGAGUUCAAUAAAGAGUCUUUACGGCCGUGGUGCAUACAAAAUUUUAUCGCCAAUCGUAAAAAGCAUUAUGCAAUUUAAGAUUUUUUUUAUUUCAGACGAAAUAAAAAUUUUGGAUGACAGUAAUGACAGAUGACUUUUGCAUGAUGGCCGGUUUCGAUGUUUAAUCGAUAAUUAUCAAUAUUGAAUAACUAAUUACUAAAUCUGUAAAGUAUUCACUUAUUUUAUAUGAAUAUAAUUGAAAAACACUACACAGAAUUUCAGUUUUUAACAUAAAUUUAAUUAACAAGUAAUUGGACUUCGUAAGUCCUAGAUUUUCACCCAAAGUAAUCUAAAGUAGAACUGGAAGUCGAUAUUUGAACUCUUCGUUUAACUUUGCGUCGAUUGGUAUACGAUUUUACUAAUUUUGAGUCAUCUUUACUAAAUUUUGGUUCAUAUUUGUAAGCAAAACCAAAAAGUAGACUCUAACUAGUUAAAGUAUACUCUUCCCAAUGCCAUUUAGUAAAAGUUGAUUCACGCAAACAACCGAUUCUAGAAAUUAAAUGUUACUGGAUAUAAUUAUGUUCAAAUUGUGAUAUUUAUAUUCCAGGCUGUAUCGUCGCCUCCGAUAGGUAAAUUAUUCCAGUUCGAUUUUUUUGCACAAACUUACUCAAAAAGAGGUCCUUAUAACGAAUCCACAGGGUGUCAGAUGGUACUGUGGUCAAAAAAUUGUUUAAACAAUUUUUUUAAACAAACUCACAAAAAAAAUUCAUUUAGGACAAUUUUCUUUACAUCAUUUGGGUCGUUCGGAGCAAAAGAGGUCUUUUGUGAUUUUUCUGUAACAUUUAUUGUUCUCGAGUUAUACGCGAUUUAAAAUUUGCAAAAUACGAAAAUGACCAUUUUGAAGGCUUAAUAACUCAGUUAAAAAUUAUUAUUAUGAAAGUCCGAAAGUCACCAAAUAAAAUUUUAACGACCCCCCUACAAGAUACUGAAGAAAUUUUUGUUAUUAUUUUAUUACUAAGCGGUUUUUUUUAAUUAUUAACAAUGAGCGCUAGGAGCGUAUUGACGCAGCUAUCAAUGUGAGUGCGAGUGAGAUGCAUCAUUGCACCAUUUUGACAUUUAAAAAUUCAAACUUUUGUCAAACCACAAAACUGUCAAAACUUUUUUUGUAAUUUAUUGCUCACGUAUCAUCACCAUGACAAGGCGAAAGUUCUUCUUCUUGUGGUGCUUUCUUCUUUAAUGGAGGUUAGCGACUAUACUGGCAAAUCGGUCUCUGUCCAAUGUGGCUCUAAAAACAAAGAUGUUGAAUCAAGGCCGGUCCAGUCUCUGAUAUUUCUAAGCCAUGAAAUCUGGCGCCUACCGGGACCCCGUUUUCCUUCAAUCUUACCCUGGAUGAUCAGUUGCGUGAGGCGGUACUUUUCAUUUCUCAUUAUGGUGUCCCAGGUAGUUAACUUUUCUGACUUUAAUAAUUUUUAGCAGUUCCCUACCUGUACCUAUUCUCCUCAGAACAUAUUCGUUGGUGGUGUGGGUUGUCCAAGGUAUUUUCAAGUCACUUCUGUAAAGCCAGAGUUCAAAGGCGUCCAACUUGUUCAUCAGUGUUGUGUUGUGUCCAGGCCUCCGUUCCAUACAAAAGUAUUGACCACACAUAGCAAUGCAGAAAACGACAUCUAAGGCUGAUAUUAAUGCUACUGUUACAAAAUAAGCUUUUCAUUUUGAUAAACCCCUGUCAGGCUACCUCUAUUCUCGCUCUUGACUUCUUGUUUAUAAUCAAGUUGAUUGUUGAACCAGCAACCAAGAUAUUUGUACUGGCUUACGUAUUCAAGCUGUUGGUGUUUCACAUAUUUAUUGGAAGAGGUAAAUUUUUGUUCCUUGAUAUUCUUAUAACUUUGGUUUUCGCAGUAUUGAUCUUCAUCCCCAUUUUUCACAACUCUCAGUAACCCUAAUGCUGCUUGCUAAUGUUUGUAUCUUUGUGCCAGAGUUUGAAGACAGAAUAUUGCUUCUCGUGUCCCCAUACCUUUCCUGAAGCCAAAUUGUUCUUGACCGGUGACCUCAUCACAUUUUUUAUAAUAUAUUCUGUUCUGUAUGAUACGCAAGAAAAGCUUCAGAAUGUUAUUUAAUAGACUUAUAAGGCGGAAGUCCUGGCAUAAUUUGGCGUUCUUCUUUUUAGGUAGUGAUAUGACGACUGAUUCAAGCCAUAUUUUAGGGAUAGUCCCUGUAUUGUAAACAUUAAUAAAUAGUCCAAGAAGAAGGUCUAAGUUUUCCUCGCUGAUUAACUUCAAUAGCUCAGCUGGUAUUUCAUCUUUCCAGACCUUCGUCGCUUUCGGUAUUUAAUGUAGGAGGUUCUCUGAUGUCAUAGAAGAGUUCCUUUAUAUAGUCUUCCGACAUGUUUAUUUGUUCUUCGGAGCUUGAAAUCAGUUUGCCUUCUACGUUGAUUAGAUUAUUUGGUCCUUGUGAGUAUGUCGUGCCUGUGAAUUCCUCGAGUUUCUUAUACAGAUGGAAGUCAUCAUGCUUUUUAUAUAAGUUUUCGAUUUCACAUUGUUCUGUUAUCCAUUUUUCUUUUGCAAUUUUUAUUUGUUGUUUAAUGGUUCUAUUUAAUGCUUUGUACAUUGCUUUGUGCUGUUUGCAUUUUCUUCUUGCAUCCAUUAAAUCCAAUAUUUCCUCUGUCAUCCAUCUUUGCUUCCGUGGUCGCUGUUUUGUGAGCAUUUCAGUUGCCGUUGCAAGGGCGUGUCUGAUUUCCUCCCGAAGGCGAAAGUUAAGGAUGUUUAAUUACAUGAAAGUGUGCUAAAAAACAGUGCGAAAAGUAAAACCCAUUUAAAAUACAUUGUUACUUCAGACACACUUUAAGCCCUUCAUGUAUUGCUAUCUAUAUUUACAAUUUUCACACAAUAAAACCUUUACUUACAUAAUAUGAGAUAGAGUAGAUAAAAAUUAUUUUUGUGAAUUUGGUUAACAAAAAUUGGUUAAACAAUUUUUUGACCGCGGUACCGCGUGACACCCUGUGUAUUUGUUAUAAGGAUUGUUAUACGGAUGUAUUUCUUUGAGUAAGUUUGUGCAAAAAAUCGAAUCAGAAUAAUUUACCUAACGGGGGCGACGUUACAGACUAUACUAUACUAUAGUUGAUUUUUUAACCAAGAGGAGUAAACUAAAAAGACAGAUUCACACCCACGAAAGUUACUAGAAAAGUCACCAAAUUCAUCUUCUUUUUUCGUUGAUCAUAUCAGCUUUCGAUGAUAAUCCAUACAUAUUAUAUUAUACUAACACAUCGCUAAAGAGUUCUAAAAACAACUGUUUUUAUAUAAAAGUAGACUAAAAACCUAAAAAUUAAAAGAAUAAUACAGAAAACACAAAAAAUCGUCGAUAUACUUAAUUAACCUAUAAAAUGACAGAAGUGCCAAAAUUUCAUAAAUGUCAUAAGUGUCAAAAUUUAAUAACCGUGGAGUAAACUUGCCUGCGGUUGGACCAAUUAGAAACAAGCAUUUCGGCGCGGUAAAUUUGAAUCACUCCUCUUGGUUAAAAAACAAACUAUAAUAAGUAGUUGAAACGGUCAAAACAAAGAAACGCACACUCAUCAAAAAUGCACUUGAGAUUCUCGUAUAAUCAACAUUUACUGAAUCGAUCCAGGAAGAGUCAACUCCAACUAGUAAAAGUUGAUUUAAAUUUUUAAAAUCAACUUUUACUACUCGUUUCAGUUGGAGUCAACUCUAACUGAGAAUCAACUUGAACUGUAACAUAUACACAUUAUCUUAUACAGGGUGUCCAGAAACUCUACCGACAAACGAAGACAGGAGAUUCCUCAGAUAAUUUUAAGACAAUUUAACCAAAAUUACCUAGUCCGAAAAUGCUUCCUAAGGGAGCUAGAGCUCUUUGAAGAUGGCGUCUUGUAAUUAGUUUUUCUUAAAUACCUCCAGAACUCUUCUAGUUAGAAAAACGAAAAUUGGUACACAUAUGUAUCUUCCAGAGAUAAAUCAAUUCCAUCCAUUGCGAAUUUCUAGUACCAGUCAUAGGCGCCCAUUUUGGGUGGGGCAACGGCUGUUUUAUCGCAUAACUUUGUCUUUAACUUUUAAGCAUAUUUGAUACUGCAUUAUUAAAUUGUGAGGUAUUUUAGUUCUAAAAGGUACUCUUGCUUUAAGUCGGUAGGACACACCGUUUUCUAGAAAAAUCGAUUUGAAAAUUUUUCGUUUCCUGAAUUUGAAGAAAAAUUUUAAAAAAUUAAAAAAAAAACGGUGUAGUUUACCAACUUAAAGCAAGACUAACUUUUAGUACUAGAAUACCUCAUAAUUAUUUAAUAAUCUAAUGUCAAAAUUUUUUAAGAAUUAAACACAAAAAAGUUAUGCGAUAAAAUAACCCUUGACCUACCCAAAACGGACGCAUAUGACCAGUACUAGAAAUUCGCAAUUAAUGAAAUCGAUUCAUCUCUGGAAUAUAAAUAAACGUACCAGUUUUCGUUUUUUUAAAUGGUUUUUUUUUUAAUUUUUUUUGGAAAUUCAAUACACGAAAAAUUUUCAAAUCGAUUUUUCUAGAAAAUGGUGUGUUCUACCGACUUAAAGCAAGAGUACCUUUUAGUACUAUCAUACCUCAUAAUUUAAUAAUCCAGUGUCAAAAAUGCUUGAAAGUUAAAGACAUAAAAGUUAUGUGAUAAAAUAACCGUUGCCCUACCCAAAACGGACGCCUAUGAAGGGUACUAGAAAUUCUCAAUAAAUGUAAUCGAUUUAUCUCUGGAAGAUAAAUAUGCGUACCAAUUUUCAUUUUUCUAAAUAAAAGCUUCUGGAGUUAUUUAAGAAAAACUAAUUACAAGACGCCAUCUUCAAAGAGCUCUAGCUCCCUUAGGAAGCAUUUUCGGACAGAAGAAUUAGGUUAAAAUAUCUUAAAUUUAUCUGAGGAAUCUUCUGUGUUCGUUUGUCGGUAGAGUUUCUGGACACCCUGGAUAUCUUAUAUAUUUUAUUUUACAUAUUAUAUCAAAUUGACUUGCCACAAUUAAAAAAUUUUUUUUGUAAACGUAGUCAAUAAAUUUUUGAAUCUUUGAA